Rhizoctonia solani is the source of this 561-nucleotide messenger RNA. RefSeq names its product U6 snRNA-associated-like-Sm protein LSm7. Gene Ontology annotation, biological process: mRNA splicing, via spliceosome; nuclear-transcribed mRNA catabolic process. Lineage: Eukaryota; Fungi; Basidiomycota; Agaricomycetes; Cantharellales; Ceratobasidiaceae. Bases 1 to 561 code for a protein of 186 amino acids. Gene Ontology annotation, molecular function: RNA binding. Gene Ontology annotation, cellular component: catalytic step 2 spliceosome; U2-type prespliceosome; U6 snRNP. The record is from RefSeq and is a predicted model, not a curated record. The transcript has 5 exons.
AUGCCCAGGGUGCCUGGAUCACACCUUCCUAUUUCAAGUCCCGGGGCAACUGCAGAUCCAUGCCUUCCUAUACCGGCUGUUCCGGUGAACGCAACUAAAAUGUAUCGUACUCCAUACUGGAAAUUCGAAUUGGCGUCUGGCCCUGGUUAUCGCACACUCUCUUUACUUAUCAGGUACUCUGACGUCAGGUUCGAGCCUUGCCCGCCGGCGCGCGGAACAUUCCGUGGAAGAGGUGCACCUCGCGGUGGCUCAGCAUCUCGUGGUGGUGCCCCCCCAGGAUCAGCAGACAAACCUCGCCGCGAAGCUAUCCUCGACUUGAGCAAAUAUCAAGACGAACGCAUUCGUGUGAAAUUCACCGGAGGCCGUCAAGUCACCGGCGUGCUCAAGGGCUAUGAUCAGCUACUCAACCUCGUGUUAGACGACGUACAGGAGGAGAGGCAGGAACCUACACCACAUACACGUGCGCUCGGCCUCGCCGUCUUGCGUGGUCCCACUAUCACAAUCCUUAGCCCAGUGGACGGAUCCGAGGAAAUCGAAAACCCAUUCGCGCAACAAGGAUGA